AUGCAAAAAAAAGGGUUUUUUGAUAUUGAAAAUGGAUUUAGAAGCAUUGAAAACCUAGAAACUGUAAAAAAUUUGGGAGAAAAUGCAAAAUUGAUUAAACAAAUAAAUUUUCAUGAAAAGAUACGUGAGGCAUCUUCUCUAAAUGAUGUUUGUUUUCAGACGAGAUUUAAUGAAUUGUAUAAUAUGGGGCCAUUUGGAUAUGACUUAAUUGCUCGUAUUGCAGAGAAAAUUAUGUUAAGGAGUCAGGGGAUAAAUAAACCUUUUAGUGAUAAAUUGAUGGAUUCUGAUGAUAAUAAUGGAGAUAAAAUGAAAAAACAUGAUGAUAUCUGGUUGGACGAUGAUAUUUUAUAUUAUUCGAAAGAAAUGUCAUGGGAUGUAUUUAAGAAUCCAUCGUUAAAGCCAUAUAUAAACCCAUUCAUGACGGAAAAGUCUAUGCAUAUAUUUGAUCUUUUAUUAGUAAAAAAGUUAAAUCAUAUUUAUUCAUCACAAGAAGCUGGGAUAUUAGUAGACCCAUUUUUGUUAUGUAAAUCUCUUUUAUUACUUUCUCUUGGAGAAUCUUCAUCUCUUUUUUCUUGGGAUAAAAAGCGUUUGAGGUUUUUUUUAUUAAUUGAAAAUUUAAAAGUAACAGGUUGUACAAAAGAAUCAACCAAAAGUAUAAUUAAUUUUUUUAUGAGUAUUGGUACACAUACAUCUAGGCUUCAACUUUUUAUUAAUUCUAUUAAAAAGAAUGCAUUAAAUUACGAUCCCUGUGUUUUAGCAUUUGUUUCCUGUAUUACAGAAAUACUGAGAAAUUAUAAUGAUACUUUUGUUUCAGAUUUAAGCGAUAUUAAAGAACCGCUUUUAUUACUAAAUUGUGUUCAAAAAUAUAUAGAUAUUGAAGAAUGUAUAAGAAAAUUGGCUGCUUUGUGUUUUAGAGAUUUGGAAAUGUUUCCCGAGCCACCUUUUCAUGAAAUAAAACAAGGAAUCGACUUAUUAAAUAUCCUAUAUACUUUUGUGUAUAAGAAUUCAUAUACAGGAAAAAAAUAUAUUUUGUCAGUAUCAAGAUUUUUGCUUAAAUAUUCAAGUUGUCCAUGGUUAAAAAUGUUAGAACAAUGGAUCGGUUUUCAAAGAAAAACACCUAAUGAAAUGGAUUUAUGGAAAGAAGGAAAAAAUUCUGGAUUUUUUAUUCACGAAAUAAAUACUUAUUUUGAAAAUAAUAUAAAUUUAGAUGACUGUUUUAAGAUAGAUAAUAUAGAUUGUCGUUAUCUUCCAAAAUCUUUUUUUCAAAGUGUUUAUAAUACAGGAAAAUCUAUUAGACUUCUUUAUAAAAUCCAGCCUGAUCAUCCUUUAUGUAGAAUAUUAUAUAAAAAAAUAAAUCAGCCAAACAUAAAUAUUCAAUUAGAAUGGAAAUUUUAUUGGGAAGACAUAAAUGAUUUAAUUAAGCAAAUGAAGUUAUAUAAGGAAAUUAUGGAAACAGAAAUUAAGAAAUUUGAAAAUUUUAAUAAAUAUGAUGAAACAAUAGACUUAGAAAAAAUGGAAAAGCUUCAAAAAAUAUCUGAAUUUGAAUUUUUUAGUCAUUCAAAACAGGAAAUUGUUGAUUCUAUUAAAAAAUCAAUUAAUCUUUUUGAAAGCAAUAUUACAGAUAAACAUAUAUUACUAUUUAAUAAAAAUAUGAACAUAGCACAUUUGGAGGAAGACAUAGUGCCAAUUGACCUAGUGUCUAUGCAUUGUUUUAUAAUACCAUUAAUUGUUCAAUCUAAUUUAGUAAAUAGUGCUAUCAUGAAAUUAUUUAUUAAGGAUGUAGAAUUAGAACGUCAUUUUUCAUUACUUUGGAAGGCUAAAUUAUUUAAAGAUGGGUUGUUUGUAUUAAAUCUUUCAUAUGCUUUAUUUGGUUAUGCAUUAGAACAUAAUAAAUAUUCAUUAGAGUUAAAUUUUAGAACAGGACUUAAAGAGCAAUGGCCUCCUAAAUCUGCUGAAUUGACAAUAGCAUUGCGAACUAUUUUAAUCGAUACUUUUGGGCAUGAAUUCCUUUUAAGUAAACAAGGAUUCGACACUGAAAGUACUUUAUUAGGUGGAUUGAGUUUUUUUAUUGAAGAAAUUGAUGAAUUAGAAUUUGAACAGGUUAAAGAUCCUUAUAAUAUAGAAGCACUUGAUUUUUUAAAAAUUGUUUAUACACCACCAUUUCCUUUAAACGAGAUUAUAACAAAUUCUUGCUUAAUUAAAUAUGAUCGAUUAACUAACUUUUUAUUACGUCUUAUACGAAUGAAUAAUGUUGUUGUAAAACUAUUUGAAAUUAAAACAAAUAAACAAAUGCUUAAUCAUUUCAAAAUAACUUUAGGAUUUCGUUUUCAUGCUCGUUAUUUUAUUUAUACUCUUUUUUGUUAUAUCUUUAAUAUCGUAUUACCUUUGAAUUAUCAAAAACUGAAAAAAUAUUUGACUAACAUUGAACUUAAUUCGUCUCAAUUCAUAUUUACUUCUUUAGUUGAUUUUCAUUCAGACAUUCUCGAUCAUAUUCUUUUUUCAUGUUUUCUUACUUCAUCUCAGGCGUCUUUAAUUCAUAUUAUUACAGAUAUCUUCUCAAUUAUUCUCAAUUUUUCAAAAACAUUUUUUUAUUAUCAAUCUCAUCUAAAUACAUUUGAUGUUAAUUCUCUUAUUUCUAUGACAAAUAUAUUAUAUCCUUCUCUCAUUAAACUCAUUACAAAAUUUGUUCAAAAGAUUCAUUAUUUGGCUAUCGAUAAGCAUAUUUAUACAGAACUUGAUGCUCUUUUCGUUACAAAAUAUCUUUAA
Messenger RNA from Pneumocystis jirovecii RU7, 2766 nucleotides. RefSeq lists its product as uncharacterized. The transcript has 9 exons. The coding region runs from base 1 to 2766 and encodes 921 amino acids. Gene Ontology annotation, cellular component: gamma-tubulin complex; spindle pole; equatorial microtubule organizing center. Gene Ontology annotation, biological process: spindle assembly; meiotic cell cycle; cytoplasmic microtubule organization. NCBI's taxonomy places the organism in Eukaryota, Fungi, Ascomycota, Pneumocystomycetes, Pneumocystales, Pneumocystaceae. The record is from RefSeq and is a predicted model, not a curated record. Gene Ontology annotation, molecular function: microtubule minus-end binding; gamma-tubulin binding.